This is a messenger RNA of Scylla paramamosain (green mud crab), 1966 nucleotides long. RefSeq lists its product as uncharacterized. The coding region runs from base 499 to 1620 and encodes 373 amino acids. The record is from RefSeq and is a predicted model, not a curated record. Gene Ontology annotation, cellular component: axon; membrane; dendrite. The transcript has 5 exons. Lineage: Eukaryota; Metazoa; Arthropoda; Malacostraca; Decapoda; Portunidae. Gene Ontology annotation, biological process: sensory perception of taste; male courtship behavior; chemosensory behavior.
CUGGCCCAAAGAAACGUACAUUGUUACCAUCUUUGGGUUGACCCUAAGGAGGUUUUAAUACCUCCAUGCCUUGUCCUGCCUUCAUAAUACCUCAUGUACUCAACAUUUCUAUAACAGGCAAUUGCAACUCAAAAGUUGUUUCGCAUCCCGAAUCCAUGUAUGCUACCAUAACAAUCAAGUAUCUUCAUGCCGGAUUUUAUAUAUUGUCCUUGAUUUAAUACCAUAAUAAGCGAGAAAAAACUGCCCUCAAAACCAGCAGCAAUCACCACAGCCUGAAAGCAACCGAUGUGAUCGGCGCCAGUAGCUCUAAUAAUGUCCAGCCAUUGGACGAGGAUAAUAAAAUGAUCUUAGUUUUGGGUAAGACACGCGCACAACUUGCCACUCCUGCUCGUAUGGCCUUUCAAUAAGGCUUUCAUCCAUACUGUGCCGGGCUGUCGUCCCGCGCUGUUCCUUCAUGCAGUGCGGGUGAUAAGCGGGCCGAAAUUUGAAACCAAGGGAAUGGCUGUCCGCACGACCUGCGUACUACUUUUGUUAGGGUGGCUGAGGGCAGUGGGAGGAUUCCCUUAUAGCUGGAGAUGGGGGGCGUGGGGGCAACUGGAAGCACGGAGAAGUGUGGUGGGAGCAGUGUGGUCAUGGUUGAUCGUGGUUACGCUCUCUACCCUUGCAUUGGCCUGUGUCUUCAAUACGCCCGUGUUUAAGGAUGACGUCGCUGAUACCAGUGCUCGCAUCUUAAAUUAUGUCAACUACAGCACCUCGAUAUUAUUUUUAGUUUAUCUUGUACUCCGGCAAUCCCGGCUGGCCCUGAUCCUCCGCCGCCUGGAGGAUGCUGGCGUACCUCUACGCCGCCGGCUGGUACAUUGGGAUGACGCCGUGCAGUUGACGUGUACCACAGGAAUGCUCGUGGGCCUAUCGGUGGCUACAUUCUCCUCCGUGAGUGACUUCUUCGUACGCCCCCUGACGAGGCAGAUGGUGAUGUACCACAUCCCUGCCACCACCUGCGACAUAGCCAUAGAGGUCACUGCCCUCGUCCUCAGCCUUCUGCUCUACUUUAUACUUAAGGUUGUGAGUCUGGAGGGCGACGCUGCGGUGAAUGCAGCUACAGCAUCCACUCUCACCUGGAAAGGGCUGGCUGGACCUCGCCUGCAGCUCCGGAAUGGUCGUGAGAGGAUGUGGAAAGGCUGUUCGGGGCGUGGUCGCCUGCCCCCAGAAGAGGUGUUACGUCUGGUGUCCCGGCGCCUCUUGGAGCUAGACGACAUCGUGGAGCAGCUGGUGGAAUAUGGCGGGCCCCCAGCUGGCAUGAUUCUGUUGUGCAGCGCCUUAAAUGCCACUGUAAUGCUCUACCUCACCAUUUCUAAGUUCGACUACUACUACCUGGCAUUCAUCACCCUCAAGGUGCUCAGCAUCGUGCAGGUCACCUUUAUCCCGGACUGGCUGUGGUGCAAGAGAGAGGAGAAUCUGCGGUUAGUGCGGCGCCAACUCUCCACCACAUUGUACUGUGCCUCUGUCGAGGCCGCAAUGAAGGACGUGGAGAAGGUAGUGGCUGAAGGCACGACCUUCAGAGUGUGUCGCCUCUUCACGCUGGACAGACACAUCAUCCUGUCAAUUCUGGCUGUAUCCUAGUGCCCCAGAACUGAAAUACCCACAUGGAUAACCAUACACGUUUACCGUAGUACAGGACAUCACACGCCCAACAAAGUGUAUGAUCGAGAGGAAGCAGAAAUUGAACAGCCUGUCAGAAGAAAACAUUUCCAACACCAAUUUCAAGUCUUUUAAAUUCAAACUAAAAAGGGCAUGUUAAACAAAUACAACGAAUUAUAGAUUUCCUUAACUGACUAUAGUGUUUAUGUGUAAUGUAUUUCUUUGUAUAGUGUUUCCAUAUGGUAAAUUUCUAUGUAUUCUAUUUGGGCAUGUAUAUAUGUAGGCAUGUAUGUGUUUUAGGUACGUAAAUGAAUUGCGAUACGUCUCU